UGCUAGUUUUUAAGUUGAUUUACUGAAAGGCAAAAAUGUCAGCCUCUUGUUGCUCCAAGAGCAGAGGCAAUUAUUUUUUCCCAAGGGACUGCAUGUGAUACUGGGAUACUUUAGGCCUAACUCAGUUUCUUUAUCAACUGCUCCUGCUAAGUUUAAAUGAUACAGUUAGCCCCGAAUUAUGUGUUAAAGUUAAACUGCCCACAGUGUAGGGGAAAUGCUGAGGAUCACCAAUAGUAUUUAAAGUACAUUUUAAAAAGCAGUACUGCAAACACUGAUUGCAAACCAAUGGCUGACUAUACUACAGAAGAUUAUUUGUACUUGUUCAAUACAAGUAAUGGCUCAUAUAAUGGCUCAUACGAUGAUUAUCCUGACAAUGGAGACUGGUGUGAAGCUGAUGACCACCAGGCUCGCGUCAUCAAAACCUUCCAAGCUUGCGCUUUCACUGCCAUCUUCCUGCUUGGCGUUGCAGGAAACUCCCUGGUGAUCGCCACCUUUGCUCUCUACCGCCGCUUUCGGCUUCGUUCCAUGACCGAUGUCUUCCUGUUCCACCUGGCGCUGGCUGACCUCCUCCUCCUCCUCACACUCCCAUUGCAGGCCAUUGACACUCAGGGUUGGCUUUUCUCUUAUCAUCUCUGCAAGAUCAUGCGUGCAACCUACGCUAUCAACACAUACAGCGGGCUGCUGCUGCUUGCAUGCAUCAGCGUCGACCGCUACAUGGUAGUAGCACGAGCGCAGGAAAUGCUCAGGCUGCGCAGCCAAAUCCUAACAGCUGGGAAGCUCACUGCUGUGGGGGUAUGGCUUGUUGCAGUGGCUCUAAGCAUCCCUGAAAUCCGCUUCUCAGGGGUUUCAGUCAGCUUCUCAGGGCAUUCAGGCAAUGAAACUGAAGCGUUCUGCGUCAUGCAAGUAAGUGGUCGAAUAAGACUGGUCCCCAGUGGCGUGAUCAUCACCGUCUUCUGCCUCUCCCUCGCCAUUAUGGUGGCAAGCUACACUUCGAUUGCUCGAGUGCUGUGGGAAGGGCACGCACAUCGGCGAGGGAAGCAGUGGCAACGGCAGCGUACCCUGAAGCUGAUGGUUGCCCUGGUGCUGGUUUUUCUGGUAUUCCAGCUGCCGUACACUGCGGUGCUGUGUCGCAAAAUGUUCGGCCCGUUCUGUGGUCUGAUGUUGGAGUACGUCACCUGCACGCUGGCGUACACCCGCUGUUGCCUCAACCCUAUCCUCUACGCCCUGGUAGGUGUGCGUUUCCGUCAGGACGUGGUGAGGCUCAUCUACGAUUCAGGCUGCCCAUAUCGCAAUCUGGUUGUGCCACAGACGGUGAACUCGACAUCAAUCUCCGCCUCCUCACCUGCUCUCACCGUGCUUUCGGCGUGCUCUCCAACAUCUCCCGAUGCUCCAGUUGCCUUCAAGUUUUCGGGAACCAAAUAAACUCUGAGUGGACAAUGAACUGCUUUGCAUAUAUUGUAUUAUAUUGUAUUUUAUUAUUAUUAGAAAUGGAACAUCUUAUAUUCACUGUUCAAAACUUGUCGGUAAGUCAAGCUGAAUGGGUCAUCCCAUGAAAAAUCAAUAAGUUUGUCCUACCUGACCCCUUCAGCUUAUUAUUUCACUGUAUAUAUAUAUAUAUAU
Messenger RNA from Oreochromis niloticus (Nile tilapia), 1620 nucleotides. It is a transcript of the gene ccr10, whose product is annotated as chemokine (C-C motif) receptor 10. Gene Ontology annotation, cellular component: membrane; external side of plasma membrane. Gene Ontology annotation, molecular function: C-C chemokine receptor activity; C-C chemokine binding. The transcript has 2 exons. The record is from RefSeq and is a predicted model, not a curated record. Lineage: Eukaryota; Metazoa; Chordata; Actinopteri; Cichliformes; Cichlidae. Bases 286 to 1422 code for a protein of 378 amino acids. Gene Ontology annotation, biological process: calcium-mediated signaling; G protein-coupled receptor signaling pathway; cell chemotaxis.